CCUGGGUAGGCAGCGCAGGCGCAGUCGCCUCGUCUGACGUCACUGUAAUGGCGGCCGUGUGGUCGACGUUUUGAAAACAAGCAAGGUUCUCUCCAAAAUUGGGCUCAUUUGACACUUUCCCUCAACUCUUCUCGAACUUUUUCUGACCCGUACGGUUCCAGAGUAGUCUAGGAAAAUGCAGAUCACGUUCAAAACGCUACAGCAGCAGACGUUCAAGAUCGAGAUCGAGGAGAAUGCGACGGUUAAGCAGCUGAAGGAGAAGGUGGAGGGGGAGAAAGGAAAGGAGUCGUUCCCUGCUGCAGGACUCAAGUUGAUCUAUGCGGGGAAGAUCCUGCAGGAUGACCUCCCGCUGUCGCAGUACAAGAUCGACGAGAAGAACUUUGUCGUCGUCAUGGUGACAAAGCCCAAGCCUGCAGCCAAAGAGGAACCCCCAAAGGCAGAGGCAGCACCUGCGGCCGCACCUGCAGCCACACCCGCACCUGCAGCUGCUGCCACGCCCACAGAGGAGAAACCCAAGGAGGAGGAAAAGAAAGAAGAGAAGAAAGAAGAAGAGAAACAGGAGACUACACCUGCACAGCCCAGUGAAACUGCAGCACCAACAACAGCACCUGCUUCUGGGCCCUCCAGCUCAUCUCUGGCACAGGCAGAGUCAACAUUAGCUGACAUGGCGCAGUAUGCCCCCUUCCAAAUGACUGGCACAGCCUAUGAAACAAUGGUACAGAACAUGAUGUCAAUGGGCUUCGAAAGAGACCAGGUUGUUGCUGCUCUGAGAGCAAGCUUUAACAACCCUGACAGAGCUGUGGAGUACCUUCUUACGGGUCUCCCCCCAUCGAUGGAGGUACCUGCCGCAGCUGCACCCCCCGCCCCAGCUGCAGCACCUGCAGCAGCUACUCAAGGCUCGGCUGCAGCUACACAGGGUUCAGCUGCACCUGCCCAGGGUUCUGCCACCGGCACUCCCCCUGCACCUGCCGGCACGGGCACGGCUGGAACACCGGGAUCACAGCCUCCACAGAACCCCCUGGAGUUCCUGAGGGAACAGCCCCAGUUCCAGCACAUGCGGCAGCUGAUCCGGUCUAACCCACACCUACUGUCAGCACUCCUGCAGAACCUGGGACAGUCCAACCCACAGCUUCUACAGCAUAUCAAUGACCACCAGCAAGACUUCAUUGAGAUGUUGAACGAGCCUGUAGAAGGGGAGGGGGGUGCGGCAGGGUCGGGGGCCGUCAUGGGGCAGCUGCCAACAGGACAGAACGUCAUUCAAGUCACACCUCAAGAGAAGGAAGCAAUCGAAAGGCUUAAGGCCCUUGGCUUCGAGGAAGGCUUAGUCAUCCAGGCGUACUUUGCAUGCGAUAAGAACGAAAACCUGGCUGCAAAUUUCCUCCUUUCACAAGGUGACGACGACCAACAAUAGCCAGUCGUCCCCGCCGUUAGGAUAACCAAUACUAUUUUCGCUUUUUCUAAGUACCUAUGAUCAGAUACAAGGAAACAGAGAACCAUCUUGGACGUUUUAUAAUCUUGGCAAGUUAAACUCUCGUGAAGCUACAGAAAAGUCGCAAGGCCACAAGAUGUCAUGCAUUCUGCCACAACUGUAAGAUUUCAUUGCUCUGCAAUGUAUAUAGUGUAUAAGACAUGCUUGAUGACGCUUCAGUUCUCAACAUUGUACGAAACCAUGCUUUCGAGAUGUCUUCUUGGCUGCUUCAGAAAGGGGGUACGAAAAAUCUAGAAAGAAAAAAAACUCCAUGGUGUCUGUUGCCAUAUAAAAGUUCUGAUUAUGUAAAUAUGUACACGUUGGUCACUGUUCACAUGGUUCCUAGCUAUAGGACAAAACUUGUACUGAUGUUGGAUCUGUCAGUGCCUCAUGAUGUCUGUUUAGAGUCGUCGCCUGCAAUCGUCAAGAGUUCUUCCUCCUGGUUAGGGCACUAGCCGUAACGAUAGUUGUAUAACACCAGCGCAUUGGUUUAAGAAUGCUGCAACGUAGAGAAAGCCUUAAACUGGCACAAAAAAAUAAGCUCAUUUCGGGGGAGGGUGGGAGCAGUGUGAUCAGUGAAAUUUGCCAAAAAUGCUACUUUAAUUGGGGCACCCGCUCUUAAAAUAUGUAACAUUCAUGUGAAGGGUUUUCACUUUUAGAAAAAGCAAGAAUGUAAGAGAAAUGGACACUGGAAAAGGUUUUGAGGGGGCAUGGUUGUGCAUGCAGAAGAAAUAAAUCUCAAAAAAUGACACAGAAAUUUGGGUUCCAUGUAUUUAUGCCUAUUAGGGUAGCACCAUUUAAGACCAGUUGUUCAGUAGCCUGUUUAAAGAACUGUUUUGUUGUUCUUAAAUAAAAUAAAUGGCAAUGACAACUUCUUCUGAAGUUCGAAGUACUCCUAGAUCCUCAAGGCACUUGCUUUUGUUCCUUCUUGUUGACGAUUUGGAAACUUUUUUUUAAAAAUGAUGAUAAGGCCACACCAAUUUAAUUUGUUUGUUCACGGAUUCGCCCACUUCAUUUUU
Branchiostoma belcheri (Belcher's lancelet) is the source of this 2487-nucleotide messenger RNA. RefSeq names its product UV excision repair protein RAD23 homolog A-like. NCBI's taxonomy places the organism in Eukaryota, Metazoa, Chordata, Leptocardii, Amphioxiformes, Branchiostomatidae. Gene Ontology annotation, molecular function: proteasome binding; ubiquitin binding; polyubiquitin modification-dependent protein binding. Gene Ontology annotation, biological process: nucleotide-excision repair; proteasome-mediated ubiquitin-dependent protein catabolic process. The record is from RefSeq and is a predicted model, not a curated record. Gene Ontology annotation, cellular component: nucleoplasm; cytosol.